Molecule: messenger RNA, 2523 nt
Organism: Chironomus riparius
Lineage: Eukaryota; Metazoa; Arthropoda; Insecta; Diptera; Chironomidae
Source: the annotation of a GenBank genome assembly
AUGAAAUUUAAUGAAUAUUUAAGUGUUUUGGUCUACAAACUUGUUCUAGUCAUAAACUUGAUUAAUGGCAAAAUGCUGAAUGAAAGGGAUAAGAAUGCACAAAUAUUCGACGUGAUUGCUGUUGAGGGAAAGAGUGCGUCACUUCACUGUCCAAUAUCAUCGCCAUUGAGUGAUGUCUCUAUGGUGUUCUUCUUUAAAUCAGCGCAUGGCGGAAUUCCUCUAUAUAGCGUCGAUAUGCGAGACAAAACUUCACAACACCAACCAAAACAUUGGUCCGCACCCGAAGUCUUCGGAUCACGUGCCAACAUUUCCAUUGACAAUAAACCUGAAUCGUUAGUAAUUAAGGAUAUCAAACGACAUGAUCAAGGAGUUUAUCGUUGUCGAAUUGACUUUCUAAAGAGUCAAACGCAAAGCUACACAUACAAUUUAUCAGUUAUAAUUUUACCUGAAUCGCCUGUUGUACUCGAUAGAUGGGGACGACAACUGAAUAGCACUAAAAUUGGUCCAAUGCAAGAGGCAGAAGACAUUAUACUAUCAUGUCGCGUAGUUGGAGGACGGCCUCAACCAACAGUUCGAUGGCUCAUAAAUGGACUACCCGUAGAUGAUCAAUAUGAGCACAACUCAGGCGAUGUGAUUGAAAAUAGACUCCUGUGGCCUCAAAUACAGAGAAAUGAUCUCAAUUCUAUAUUUACAUGUCAAGCGUCUAAUACAAAACUUGUAGAGCCUAAGGAAACGUCCUUUGUACUAGAUAUGCAUUUAAAGCCUUUAACAGUAGAAAUAAGAAGACCACCAACAAGAAUGGUUGCAGAUCGAAGAUACGAAAUCAUUUGUGAGAGUUCGGGUUCAAGGCCAAAUGCAAUAAUAACAUGGUACAAGGGAAAACGUCAGUUGAGACGAACGAAGGAUGAGAUUUUAAAUAAUACCACAAAAUCGGAACUAAGCUUUUCACCUACUGUAGAGGAUGAUGGAAAAUUUAUAGUGUGUCGAGCGGAGAACCCCGUCGUGAGCGGACUCUUUCUCGAAGCAACACAUAAACUCAGCGUAGUCUAUCCUCCACUAGUGACUCUCCAACUAGGAUCAACUCUCUCUAAUGAUGAUAUUAAGGAGGGAGAUGAUGUGUAUUUUGAAUGUCAUGUCGAAGCAAAUCCAAAGUUUACAAAGCUCUCGUGGCUUCAUAAUGGUCUUCAUUUAACGCACAAUGCAUCGGCUCGUAUAAUUAGAUCUAAUCAAAGCCUGGUGCUACAAAAAAUUACCCGGAAUUCAAGCGGAAACUAUGCCUGUAGCGCUUUGAAUUCAGAAGGUGAAACCGUAAGCAAUCAGCUUCCACUGAGGGUCAAAUAUGCCCCUGUAUGCGCGACUGAGAAAGUUGUCCUUAUUGGUGCUGCCAAAGAUGAGAAUGUUGAAAUUAUUUGUGAUAUAAAUGCAGAUCCUCCAGCUAGAAAAUUCCGAUGGAAAUUCAAUAAUUCGGGUGAAAUUUUAUUCCUUGACUCGGAGCGAUAUAGUAAAAAUGGAACACGAAGUAUUCUCCAUUAUACACCCGUCACCGAGCAGGACUUUGGUACGCUAUCUUGCUGGGCGAUAAAUGAGAUUGGUGAACAAUCUGUUAGUUGCUUAUUUCAAGUUGUUCUGGCAGUCACUCCAUCACCUGUCAUAAACUGCAGCGUUAGUAAUUAUACUCGAGAAGUAGCCGAGAUACUGUGUACAUCAGGCCAUGAUGGAGGACUCCCGCAACGUUUUCUACUUGAAAUGAUAUCAAGGAGAAAUAAAGCAAUCAAAUACAAUUUUACAAAUGCUGAUGAGCCAUUUUUCGUGUUAGAUAUGCUAGAGUUAAUUAAUGCCAAGCUGAUAGAAGAGAAUGACUCCGUGUUAAUUGUUGUUUACGCUGUUAAUCAAAAAGGUAGAAGCUCACCUGUUAUCAUUCGUGAUUUGGAGCUUGGUGCUGUUGUAAAAAUAGAUAGAGAUAAUUUAAUUGUUGUAAGCUCACAAGAGACGACGCCAUAUUUCAUAGGAAUUAUUGCAACGAUUCUCAUUGUAUUUAUAUUUAUUGCAUUUAAAAUAAUGUCCAUGUGUUGGACACAAGACUCAUCAAAAAGGUCAGCAACUGGAAUGACGACGGCAGCAACAACAGAUCUUUCGCACAAUGACCAUAAUGGCACGACAAAAUUGACAAAUCAUUCAAAUAAUUUGUUAAUAAUUAGCAGCUAUAAUGGAAGUAUUGGCAAAAAAAAUGGGAUAAGCAACGGCGGGCAGGCAAUCACCACAUUUACAUCGCCAACAAAUAGUCUCAAAAGCAACAAGCCAAUAUUCGAUGACGAUAGAGAUCCCGAUCUGAUUCCAACGUAUCAUCAGUAUGGCUCAUCGAUAUCUACUGCAGAGGAGCCAUACAGCUAUAAAUCUUUUCAGCAGCAAGAUGGUUUUCACCUAAUAAGCACAUCGGCGCUAUCAAGGCAUGCUGCAAAAUCGAUAAAUGAAGAAAUUAAAGAGCGCCUCAUGAACGCCAAAGUUCCAGAGAGUUGUGUUUAA